CUUUCUCGACAGGUCAAAGGAUACAGAAACACCAAUUCAAACAAACACAAGGAAUACACCUGCAAUGGCACCAGCCACCAUCACCGUCGUUUACCCACAGGGCGGCAAGUUCGACAUGGACUACUACAAGUCCACGCACAUGCCUUUGGUGCAGAAGAAGUGGUCUUCGCACGGUCUCACGAGCUGGAAGGUCGUCAAACUCAGCGAUGAUGCUCCCUACGCCGUGCUCGCAACCCUCGAGUUCAAGGACACUGCUUCAUGGCAAGCCGCCGCUACCAGUCCCGAGGCCAAGGAGGUUCUGGGCGACGUCCCCAACUUCUCCGACAAGGAGCCUGUGAUUAUGUCUGGGGAGGAGCAGUUCACUAGCUAGAUUGAGUGGCUCUUCAAGUGCUUGUGGAUAGCGAAGGAUGUAGUGUAGCUACGAAACACCACUAUCCUGACA
Molecule: messenger RNA, 442 nt
Organism: Zymoseptoria tritici IPO323
Lineage: Eukaryota; Fungi; Ascomycota; Dothideomycetes; Mycosphaerellales; Mycosphaerellaceae
Exons: 3
Coding region: 65-370 (101 amino acids)
Molecular function (GO): oxidoreductase activity
Source: RefSeq, a predicted model, not a curated record